Saccostrea cuccullata (small rock oyster) is the source of this 1018-nucleotide messenger RNA. Its product is annotated as somatostatin receptor type 5-like. Gene Ontology annotation, cellular component: membrane. Bases 83 to 1018 code for a protein of 311 amino acids. NCBI's taxonomy places the organism in Eukaryota, Metazoa, Mollusca, Bivalvia, Ostreida, Ostreidae. Gene Ontology annotation, biological process: G protein-coupled receptor signaling pathway. The record is from RefSeq and is a predicted model, not a curated record. Gene Ontology annotation, molecular function: G protein-coupled receptor activity. The transcript has 3 exons.
CAACCAUAUCAGCAACCAAGCUUAUAAAUGAUGCUCUACGUUAUAACACUCAACAAAAGUUUGUUAUGAAUUGGUGAUUUAUAUGAAAGAAGAUUUCCAAUCCCGUGCAGACACAUCCAAACCCUUGAUAAGAAAGUCAUCAGAAAUGAAUCAGGAAACGGCACAGUAUUCCAAUAGAACGUUUUUAUUCUCAAUGCUGUCUCUAACGAAUGAAACUACAACGAAAAGCUGGAACAAAUCAAAGAACGUCUCCGACGAUCUCUUUCACACUAACAAUUUUCAAAACCAUUCCUCUUUUUCAUUCUUUCUGUUUAAUUUAAAAACUAUUGCAGAGACCUCGGAAGGAUAUGAGAAAUCAAUCACGAUCCUCACAAUUAUUAUCGGAUUACUGGGGUUCAUAGGGAAUAUUGUGACUAUCUUAAAAAUUUUAUGCGACAAACAGUUUCAUACUCCAACAUUUAUUCCCAUCGGAUGCCUUGCAUUGCCAGAUACUCUAAAUAUCAUGAUUAUUUUUGUACGAAAAUUUUCCAAUUUGGUAAAUUAUGUUCAGUUUCAGCAUGAUUAUAAGGAGAAUAUUUUCGAGUUUUUAACUUAUUUUUUUCUAACCGAAACUUUUUAUUCAUGUUCAACUGGACAUAUUCUGUUCCUUACUUUGAUCAGAUAUUUGUUAAUAGUCCAUCCGUUACAGAGCAAGAUGAGACUAACUGUGUCGAUUGUCAUGACAUGUUCUGUAAUGAUUUGGAUAUAUUCAUCACUUUUGACAGCUUUCAUAUUAAUAAUGAUAACAACAAUUUAUAAAGAUCCAAUUGAUCGUUCUAAAAUGGUUAUUACCACAUUAAAUUUUGUUAGUAUUUUAAGGAGCUUACUUGCUUUCUGUGCAAUCAUUAUUAUACAUAUCAAAAAGGUGAAGGCUCUAAAAAUGUCUUCCGUUACAAACAACAUCCUUAGAAGAAUGAAUGUUAUUAUUUGCAUUAUACUAUCAGUUUAUGUUUUCUCUCUUAUUCCAUUAACGGAUUAA